Molecule: messenger RNA, 1088 nt
Organism: Phytophthora sojae
Lineage: Eukaryota; Oomycota; Peronosporomycetes; Peronosporales; Peronosporaceae
Exons: 3
Coding region: 1-1020 (339 amino acids)
Source: RefSeq, a predicted model, not a curated record
AUGCAGCAAGCGGAGAAGCGGCUGCUCAAGGCUCUGAAGGCCCUCAAGCGGGCGCUGCAGGUGGCGGAGGCGUCCCGCGAGCUGCACACGUCGCCGCUGGCGUUGGCGGACGCUUCCCCCAGCGUCUCCGCCGUGCUAACUCGUGUCGUGAGUUCUUGCAACGAUGUUGGGCCUCUCAUGAGGAAGCUGCACCAUGCAGUGAAUCUUCCUGGUGCUGCGGUAGCGGACGAAGGGGAUGCGUCGUCAAAGAUACGCCCUUUUGCUCGUGAAACGCGAACUAGAGCCGAGCCGCUCCCUCCACGCAGACCAAGCAGCCGCAAGCGUAAGGCACCCGAGCGCUAUCUUGACCCCCUGUCCCUUCCACCAGUCAAGAAACUCACCCCCGACGAGGUUCUGGAAAAGAGACUGGCGCUUGCUCCGCGAGGCGAAUUCGGGUCAGUGGUGCGCUCGUGUUUGCUAGCAGUGCGACACUCGUUAUUCCACACGGCGAUUGCCCAACUGCAAGAAACAUGCCGCACCCUUGCAGACGCGAAGGACCGUGGAGCGGACAUCGCGUUGUACAUGGACAACAUCCAGGCAGCGGUGACCUCUACAGUUCUCAGCAUUGUCCAGAGAGAGAUUCGUGUGGAGCGAAGUGAGUUGCGAGCCAUUCUUGUUCUCAUGCAGCGUUUACCGCGGGAGUUCCCCGAGACAGCGAAGCUGCGGAGGUACAUUUCGACCAAGUACGAGACCCCCGCGGACGAAAAACUCUGCAAGAUGCUAGUUGAGGUGCGUGGAUGGUGUCGUGACGACACGUACAGCGUUUCUGUGUUUGAAAACCGCCUCCAGUUCGUGAAGGAGACGAUGGAAGGGUUAACAUACGAGGGUUACGAGCCCCAUUGGGACAGAACAAUCGCGGAGUUGCUAUUCCGCCUUGGAUGCUGUCUCCAAGCAUUUGGGAUCGGAUGGUCACAAGAUCAGCGGUACGACACCAUUCGGUCGCUGCUGUACGAGAUGAAAAGCGCUGAACGACGGCAUUAGCUUGAGCUCGCUAAAUCACUACCAACCGGUAUGCUACCUGUUUUAAUAUUAAAAUAGUAGUAGUACAC